AUCAGCAUGGGUAAGUUCUCUUAUAGGUCAUUAGCGGUGAUGACGAUAAUAUCCCGUUAACGCGACGCGUCCAGCGUGAUAUUUGGUUGCACCAACACCCGAAAAACUGUACCGAUGCGAGAUUUCUUCUCGCACUUUGGCACCACGACGAGACGCGCGACUCGGUAGGAGUUGGAUCUGACAUGGUGUCAAUGGCCGGAAUGCUUGGAGCUGCGCUAAUACAAGGCCGGGUUUUCAUUACCAAGGAUUACCACGGUGCCAGGCACAAAGGAUGCACAGGAUCCAACCACGCUCGCUGGUCGUGCUACUUUGUUCCCGAGGCUUCUGAGGAGUGCAUGGAAAGGGCAUUGCGGCUUGCUGAGCAAAAACAGGCCUGGGACGAGGGAAUUAUCAAAGAGUUUAGUGGCGAUCAAUGGAAUGGUGAGAUACCAAGUUUUUGGGGAGAGCCUUGGAAAGCAAUGCGACCAACUGUGGGGGUAAAAGACAAGCUCAUGACAAAUUACCACACAAAUCAUCGAAGGUGGUGGAGAGCUCAGGCACUUCGCUAUCUCACACGAUUUCCAAGUGAGUAUCUGUGCAAUCUUUUAAACAAAGAACGACAUAGAGCCUUUGGGGAAGAAGUUGCAAAACUGGUGCUUAAAACCCUUGGCACUGAAUGGCCGCAUACAAGAAAUGAGAGUAAGCGUAAUUCCAGUAAUCCCAUGGAAGAACAUGUGUGGAGUGACUAUGGACCUUGGAUGCCGCGGCCUCUGUUAAGCAUUCAUGUGAGACAGGGUGACAAAGCCAGCGAGAUGAGAGUAGUCUCUUUUGACGAAUACAUGAAGCUCGCUAAUGUCCUCCGGAAGAGAUUCCCACACGUAAGAAGUGUGUGGCUUUCCACAGAAAUGCAGAACGUCGUGGAUGAAUCCAAGGAGUACAAAGGCUGGAAGUUUUAUUACAGUGAUGUUCCAAGGCAAGUUGGAACGAUCAGGAUGGCGGAGUAUAUGGCGUUGCUUGGAGACAAGCAAGCGUUCAACACGGCCUUUAUAAACUUGGUCAUGGCAGCCGAGUGUGAUUUCUUUGUGGGAGUGUUGGGUUUGACUUGGAGCUAUAUAAUUGACGACUUGAGGAUGACCAGCGGCAAACUUAAGGCUGGCUUCCUCAGUGUUAACUCUAUCAAUGGCCUGCUUCGAAAAUAA
Molecule: messenger RNA, 1178 nt
Organism: Selaginella moellendorffii
Lineage: Eukaryota; Viridiplantae; Streptophyta; Lycopodiopsida; Selaginellales; Selaginellaceae
Exons: 6
Coding region: 183-1178 (331 amino acids)
Biological process (GO): protein N-linked glycosylation
Molecular function (GO): alpha-(1->6)-fucosyltransferase activity
Source: RefSeq, a predicted model, not a curated record